Messenger RNA from Symbiodinium pilosum, 570 nucleotides. Lineage: Eukaryota; Dinophyceae; Suessiales; Symbiodiniaceae. The record is from the annotation of a GenBank genome assembly.
AUGGCGCCAUUCUCCGCCUAUGGCAAGUGCGGAGAUGAUGCGCUGGCCGCAUGCUCUCCAGCUGAGCAGAGGGAUGCCAUAGCGGCACUGGCAAAGCAGGCGCUCGCAUUGGCACCGGCUGUGGGCGGUGAUUCCGCCAUUGCUGCGGGCGUCGCCUGCGUAGCAGCAGGCAUCGACACCUUCCCGGACCAACCAUGGCUGCCAGUGAUCGAGGCUUCUGGCGGGAUGCCCGCGCAGCUGUUUGCCAUUGACCCUUCGGUUGAGCAGCGCCUGAACGCGGCAUUGAAGGAUAGUCGUCAGGAGCAGGAGGAGAUCCCGAUGGCGGAGACUCCAGCACUUGAAGAUUGCGAAGCAUCAUCCGUUUCUUCACCAGCAAAGGCAACUGGCGCCCCAGAAAGUUCCAGCCCCGUGCAAGGGGUCCUCACAACACCGCAGCGCCGGCCCAGCAGUGGACCCUCCCCGCAGACACCAAGCCCGGGCAGUGAGAAACGCAGCCUCACCGGGGGAGCGGUGAGUGCAGCUCUGGCUGCGCAGUCCGCCAAGAAAGCCAAGAAGUUACGAGCGGUGUGA